Megalobrama amblycephala (Wuchang bream) is the source of this 2134-nucleotide messenger RNA. RefSeq names its product G protein pathway suppressor 1 (gene gps1). Gene Ontology annotation, cellular component: COP9 signalosome. The coding region runs from base 117 to 1784 and encodes 555 amino acids. The transcript has 15 exons. The record is from RefSeq and is a predicted model, not a curated record. Lineage: Eukaryota; Metazoa; Chordata; Actinopteri; Cypriniformes; Xenocyprididae.
UAAUAUUUCAAAUCAAGACUCAAGGUAGUGACGUCUCCGCGCUGCAAGACGUCGACCACGCGCACUCUCAUGCCCCGGAUGUGUUUGUGUGCUCUGUUUCUGCAGAGGAGGAGGAGAUGCCACUACCCGUGCAGGUCUUUAACUUUCAGGAGAGUUUACAGUCAGAUCGGAGAGAUGCUGCAGAGCAGGUUCAGGGCAGGAUCAGGGAAAGCUUGUAUUUGCCAGACAGAUCAGCCUCAUCCUCAUGGGAAGAGCUGAACUACUUCUGUCAAAGAAGCGCGUAUGACCCGUUCAUGGAGUUAACCACACAAUUCAGUGUGUACUGCUUGAGCUCCUCGUCAUACUAUCUGGAGGGGUCUGUAGAGCCCAUGCAGAUAGAUGCUGACCCUCAGGAAGACCAGCAGAAUGCGCCUGACACCAACUAUGUUGUGGAAAACCCGACUUUGGAUCUUGAGCAGUAUGCCUCUAGCUACAGUGGACUGAUGAGGAUUGAGAGGCUGCAGUUUAUUGCAGACCACUGCCCCCAGCUACGAGUGGAAGCACUGAAGAUGGCCCUGUCCUUUGUCCAAAGAACCUUUAAUGUUGAUGUCUACGAAGAAAUCCAUCGCAAACUCACUGAAGCCACCAGGGACGUGCAAGGUGUCCCUGAUGCAGUACCGGAGGGAGCAGUUGAACCCCCUCCUCUUGACACAGCCUGGGCAGAAUCCACCAGGAAAAAAGCCCUGCUCAAACUGGAGAAGCUGGAUACCGACCUUAAGAAUUACAAGGGAAACUCCAUCAAAGAAAGCAUAAGGAGGGGUCAUGAUGACCUUGGAGAUCACUAUCUUGACUGUGGAGAUCUCAGCAAUGCCCUGAAAUGCUACUCCCGAGCCAGAGACUACUGCACUAGCGCCAAGCAUGUCAUCAACAUGUGUCUUAAUGUAAUCAAGGUUAGCGUUUACCUCCAAAACUGGUCCCAUGUACUUAGCUACGUCAGCAAGGCUGAAUCCACUCCAGAGAUAGCAGAGCAACGAGGAGAGAGAGAUAGUCAAAACCAAUCUGUUCUAACCAAACUAAAAUGUGCUGCAGGAUUAGCAGAACUUGCCUCAAGAAAGUAUAAACCGGCUGCUAAGUGCUUCCUGCAAGCCUCCUUUGACCACUGCGACUUCCCUGAGCUACUUUCCCCCAGUAAUGUAGCGGUGUACGGGGGGCUUUGUGCCCUGGCUACAUUUGACAGACAGGAACUGCAGCGAAAUGUCAUCUCAAGCAGCUCCUUUAAAUUAUUUUUAGAGUUGGAACCACAAGUCCGUGAUAUUAUCUUCAAGUUUUACGAGUCAAAGUAUGCAUCUUGUCUGAAAAUGCUGGAUGAAAUGAAGGAUAAUCUCCUCCUAGACAUGUAUCUGGCCCCUCAUGUAAGAACACUGUACACACAAAUCAGGAACAGAGCCCUCAUACAGUACUUUAGCCCCUAUGUGUCAGCAGACAUGAACAAAAUGGCCGUGGCCUUUAAUACCACAGUGGCAGAUCUGGAGGAUGAACUGACCCAGCUGAUCCUGGAGGGCCUGAUCAAUGCUCGUAUCGACUCCCACAGCAAGAUCUUGUAUGCCAGGGACGUGGAUCAGAGAAGCACAACUUUUGAGAAGUCUCUACAGAUGGGCAAAGAGUUCCAGAGACGAGCGAAAGCCAUGAUCCUGCGGGCAGCUGUGCUUCGUAAUCAGAUACACGUCAAGUCCCCUCCAAGAGAAGGCAGUCAAGGGGAGCUCACACCUGCCAACAGCCAAACACGAAUGAGCACCAACAUGUGAAGACUCGACCAGAUGCCUCUCCAAGGAAAGUACACGGGGCCACUGCCGCAUCUUAGGCCCCUGUUUAGAAAUCAAUUAUUUCCCUGCUGAAGAGAGAAAAAUCACAAUCUAAAGACUUUAUUUAAGUUGGGAAGAAGAUAUCUGUUGUCUGUAUUAAAGACAAGCACACCCUGUUGCUCAAAUGAAAAGGAAAAAUAGAUAAAAAGAGAAACGCGGCACUUAAGCUGUACUGGCCUGUUGUUCUUUGUAAAGGAUGCACUUUCCUCUGUAUCUUGUGACAAAACCUUGAUUACACAUUGAGAAACCUCAUCACAAAACAUGCUUUUAAAAUAAACAUACAUUCAAAAAGA